AUGCCGCCGCGUGACAUCUUCAUGGGGAUGCUUCCGCCGAAAGCUCCUCUAGCUGGUAUGCUUCCUCAGAGUGCCACAGCGAAGCUCCUCCCCAAAGUGGUCGUCCCUCCCGCUGAGUCCCCUGCGUCGUCGGUGUGGGCACUUCUCGACAAUGCAUGCGAAAAGUCGGCGGACGCGCGGGCAUCGAUCGCCGUCGUCGACGUCGAGGUCGAGCACGAUGGCUCUCUUUCCUCUGUUGAGUACUCUCUCAGGGCGCUGCGCCUCGAGGCGAGAACGCUUGCGCACUCCCUCAUGCACGAUCACGCCAUCUCGGCAGGCGACGCGGUGGCAAUUUUACUGGACAAUUCUGCAGCUUCUAUCGUCGCUAGUUUCGCCAUCGCUGGUCUGGGCGCGAAGAGAGUCGACUUGAACACUCGUGUUGAGGCGCACGAGGUCGCGGCUGCAAUGCGAACAACAGACGCGCGGCUCAUCAUCGCGAGCGAUCGAUACGUGAACAAGCUCUCUCGCGCGCUGCAGAUACUGCUUGAUGAAACAGUCGACCUUGACGACGUCGACUCGAGAAUUUCCGUGUGUUUUGCCGCUCGUCCACGGGCGUCGACGGAGGCUGAACUGGCGCUUCCCCGAUUCAAUGACGACGUAGCAGAGUUAAUGCGUGGCGUCAAGAUGACGCGUCUGAGCUUUGACCUGGCCUCGGUAAAUAGACCGGGCGUGGACUAUAUUCCAGGCGGCGGUACCGAUGCGUAUGAUGCUUUCAUCUCUGAAUCGGAUGAACCGUGCCUGAGCCUCCUCGACCAAGUUGCGCGCGGAGACGCGCUCCGAUGGCGUCCACAUCUCGACGAAAAAUCGCUGCUCGAUUGCGAGUACCAGGUUAUGUUCACGAGUGGAACGACAACUGGAAAACCAAAAAUCGUAUCCCAUACGCAAAGGCAAGUCUCCAUGCACGCAGUGUCGGUUGCUAAAACUUGUGGUUGGGAGCGACAGCUCCAUGUGUGGUUGCACGUAGCGCCCAUGUUUCAUGCUAUGGAUGCCUUCGCGAUGUAUGCAAGCGUAUUCGCUGGAGUGAAACAAAUCACGAUAUCGCACGAUUUCGACGUCAACGCAACUCUAAGUUUGAUCAAAUCCGAGAAUGUGACGCUCACGGCUCUCACGCCGACACACCUCGCGAUGAUGCUCAGACAACCAUCGUUCAAGCACGCCGCAUCAUCUUUGCGUGCGAUCUCCGUGGGGGGGUCGAUAGUUUCGGAUCAACUCGUGCAAUCAUUCCAAGACGCUUGUCCAAGUUGCGUUUACUUUACAGACUACGGAUCGACGGAGGCGUGUGGAAAAAUCUGUACCUCACUUGGAGCUUCAUGUUCUGCCGCCGCGCUCGCGCGUGCUGGAAACCCGAUGCCUUUAUUCGAUGUCACUGUGGUCAAAGACACGACGAGUAUGCAAUCCAUUGAGUGGAACGAUCACGAUCGCGGAGAAAUACUCGUUCGAGGGCCGACAGUGGGUGACGGAACGUGGCUUGCGUUGGGCGAUGUUGCCACUGUGGAUUCGACAGGCUCAGUGAAGAUUGUCGACCGCGUGUCAGACGUCAUCAUCGUUGGAGGCGAGAACGUUUUUUCGAGCGAAGUUGAAACCAUCCUUCUGGAGUUGGCUGCCAUCGCGGAGUGCGCCGCAUUUGGAAUAUCGGAUGAAAUUUUGGGUGAAGUUGUGUGCUGCGCAAUCGUGUAUGAUCCGACAAAUAAAAUAUCCGUGAGCUUGGACGAAGUCAGGAAGCACUGCAUCGAGCGUUUGAGCGAUUUCAAACGCCCACAGAGCUUCGUCGUGGUCAAAUCAUUACCGAAGAACUCAGCGGGUAAAGUGCUCAAGAGGGAGUUGCGGAUGCAACACCAAACUUCAGAUGCGACUACAACUGAAACUGGCGCAAAGAAGUCUACAACUGACGCAGAGCUUCUGAGAAUUGUACGAGAAGAGUUCGCACACGCCAUAGAUCGGGAUGAAACGCUUGAAACACUCGAUGGCAACACUAAUUUUAUGUCAGUUGGCGUUAGUUCAACACAAGCGGUGGCUUUUGCCCGAGCACUUGCACAGAGGCUCUCUCUUUCGUUGCCGUCAACGCUUCUGUUUGACCAUCCCAAUUUGAACAGUGUCGUUACACACGUGGCGAGUUUGUGCACGCCCAAAUCUGUGAAGGUCCAACGCGUACACCAUCCGCCAGGACCGACUAUUGUCAACGUUAACAUCAUCGAUACAACCACUACCUGUCCGUGCACAGACUCUGAUUCGAGUGCGAUCCCACUGAGUCGCUUUGACGUGGAACUUCAUUUCGCGUGUGAGGCUGAUCUGUCGAGUUCUUUUAUCGGCGCGGGAAGCGUUCGAUUCGCAUCAACUCUUGAUGAUAUUAUUGCCGAAGAAGACAUCGUAGCUUGCAAUCUGUCGCCGAUGGAGGCCAGUUACGUUGAUCCACAACAUCGACUGUUGCUUCGCCAAACGCUGUCGGCACUUUAUUUCGUCAGAAGUUACACUGCGCCGCAACCAAUCGCUAUGAGCGUCGGCACCUUCAUCGGCUGUAUGUGGAAUGAGGACUACGUGAAUUUAGUCUCUACGUUUCCAUGCGUCAUGCGUUCUCCGAGUUCCGUUUUAGGAACUGCUUCUGGGUUGUCAUUCUUGACGGGUCGCAUCGCGUUUGCUGCCAACCUGUCUGGCCCAGCGAUUGGAGUAGACACCGCCUGCUCAUCAUCUUUAGUUGCUUGUGCUCUUGGAUUAGGAUCGAUUCUUAGAUUGGAAUGCAAUGCUGCGACGUGCGGAGGUACUAACCUUCUCCUUUCAUCGAUGACGCAUUCAAAAGUUUGUCGCAUGGGUGCUUUGGCCGUUGAUGGUCGAUGCAAGACCUUGGAUGCGUCGGCGGAUGGAUACGGUCGAGGUGAGGGCGUUUCAUCAUGCCUCUUAUCAUCUGCGUGUGAGAAUUACGCUCAAGCGACGCUGAUUCAUGUUGGUGUGAAUCAAGACGCACAAUCCUCGAGCUUGCUGGCGCCACGAGGCGCAGCUCAGGCACACGUCAUAUCCGAGACGUGUUCGCGGUGCGCAGGACAGCUCAUCACUUACGAACUUCACGGUACAGGAACGCAACUAGGCGACCCUAUCGAAAUCGGAGCCCUGGGCGAGGCGUUCCUGUCGACGAAGAUCGAUCCAGGCGAGGUGUCGAUCACAAGCGCCAAAAGCUCAUUUAACCAUCAGGAAGGGAACGCGGGCGCAGCUGGUCUCCUCCGAGUAGUCCAAAGUGCCGUCAAACAUUGCACAGAGCCAAUCCGCCAUUUGACGUCGAUGAAUUCGUACGUGUUAGAUGUGCUCAGUAAUCACAUGGCGCACGACUUAUCAUUUGCUCGAUUACCUCACGCAACGAUCCAAAGAGCCGCCUCGUGCGCAAACUUUGGCAUAUCUGCCUUUGGCCUUUCCGGAACCAACGCUAGUGCUGCGUUAAAAAAUCGAGUGUUUGGCGCUGACUCGAAAUCUGACAAUCGAACAGCUCUUCUUGACAGAACCACUUGGUGCUCAAUUGUCCCACCACCAAGUGUUUUCCGACAGGUCUCAUCGAUCACGAGCACGAAGGUUCAGUUUAACGCGACAUUGCGAACGGAUGGACAUGCCUUUCCCGCAAUCUGUAUCCAGAUGUUCGGAGAGUCAACAUGCGUGUUAUCGUCGUCGCGGAAAGCACCGGCAUUUUUAACCAAGCUCUCACUACGCCCACUGUCACACGUACUUCAAAACUAUGGGAUGAUGUCGUGCUACGUGACGGCAAACUUGCAGACUGGUUCUAUGAUGAUCACUCACGGCGCUGAAACGCUCACUUCGUGUCACAUCGUGGACGGAUGGAAUUGCAAGCAUACAUCAAACGUGCUUCUACGCGCGCCAUACGCCAAGGAUGACAAGCAAGCUGCGACCGUUUUAGCUUUAAUUGAACGUCGAAACUUCCGCGCCGAAGAUCACGACUUUGACUCUGCGUGCAUCAACGCAGUACAUCAGCUCGACUGUGUCCAAGGGAAAGCCACGGUUUUGGUUUCGGUUGCAGCAUUUUCAGUGAGAUAUCAUCAACACAUGUUGUCGAUGACUGGAUUCUUGACGCUUCCAGGAGCGCGGGCGAGUCUAGGUGGAAUAUUACAGUUUGAAGGCCUCACCUUCAAGUCAUACAAGUCCUUGGUCGUUUAUCCUUUGAACUGGAAGAGAUUUAGCGCGCACCACCCACAUUUCAGACUUUUCACAGAUUUUACGAAACCGAGUGCUGACAAACCCAGUCACGUAGUCUCUGUCUCAAUAAAUGGUGAGGAAGUCCGCCGUCGAGUAGAGCGAGCGGUCGAGCACACGAUUGGGCGGCCAUUGAGCGUAGACGAACGGUUCGUUACUUCGGGCAUGGACUCUUUCACUGCGAAUGAGCUCAAAAGCGAGCUCGACUCGGUGUUUGGAUUCGCUUUCCCGGCAGCCGUUUCGUAUGAUUUUCCCUCUAUCCAGACUUUGACUGCUUACAUCGAGGCGAGGUUACGCUCGGGGACUACUACAUCUUCUACUUCCAUCACCGAAGCUCGCGUGCUCGCUACCGAUGACUACGCGUUCCUGAUUGUCGGUGAGCACACUCGGACCGCCGGAUCAGGGUUCUACAUGGAUGCCGUGUCGAUGCCCUCGUACUGGCGAUGGGAUGCUGACUACUGGAUGGACGUUCGCAAUACAGCGCUUCCUCGUUCUGGUGGUUUCAUGGAGCAGCUCAUUGCAUUUGACAACGAACUUUUCGGUAUCCCAAGCGUCGAAUCACUCCUUCUUGAUCCACAGCAGCGGACGUUGCUCGAAUGUACGUUCACUCUCGAACAUCUGAGUCGUAACGUGGUUGAACAGUCUGACAAACUCAACGUUUUCGUUGGGAUUACAACCUCAAAUUACAAGCCUGACGUAAUCAGUCGGUACUGGGGCUCGUUCCAUUCAACCAUGGGUACUGGAAAUUUUCCAAGCGUCGCCGCGGGUCGAAUUUCCUUCACGUUCGGGUUCGCCGGACGAUCGAUAAGCGUGGACACAGCGUGUAGUUCGUCGCUUGUCGCUUGUUCACUCGCUUUUGAGUGCUGGAAUCAACAACCGGUCAAUUCGUUCUCGCUGGUGUGCGGUUCGAUGAUCAUCGUGUCGCCCGCGGUCGUCAUCGAUCGCUUCGUGUCGAACAUGCUCUCCAUGGAUUGUCGUUGCAAAACUUUCUCCGCGGACGCCGAUGGCUUUGUGCCAGGUGAAGCUACUUGUGCUGUGGCUCUGAAGAGCGUUAAGACGACCGGAAAGAAGCGUGUUUGUGGCGUCCAAAUCGCAGGAACAGCGGUUAAUCAAGAUGGCCGGUCUGCAUCGCUUACUGCUCCAAACGGUCCAUCGCAACAAGCUCUGCAACAAGCGGCGAUGAUCAUCGCGCGACUUCGAGGAAGCGACGCCGAUGGACUGCAUAUGCACGGCACGGGGACACCUCUAGGAGAUCCAAUAGAGCUCGGCGCCGCAAGUAUGACUUUUGCCGAAAGUAACCUCUCAAUUGAGGCUUCUAAAAGUUCGAUAGGACAUACGGAAACGGCUGCGGGUAUCGUCGCUCUUGCUCGCACAUACGCCACCUCGAUGCUUUCAGCGUCGUUACCGCAGGUGCACCACUUACGAGGAAUCAAUCCGCAUUGCGCGUUGACCAUAGACGAAUCGAAGUGCAAGUUCCAUAUCCCACGCGAAAAAUCGUGUACACGUUCAAAUCAUGUGCGAAACGUGGGUGUGACGGCGUUUGCUUUUCAAGGUACAAAUGCGUUUGCGGUUGUGCGGUCGGUGUUUGGCGAAUACAAAUCAUCGCAAGUUUUCGUCUUCGAACACGUGGAUUUCUGGCCACUUCCAGAGUUACAUCCUCAACUUCUUGCUCAUUACAAAGAAGGAGACGUCGCACGUUUCUUCGCACGUAUAGAUCCCCGACCACACGCUCAUUUGCUCGAUCACAUUGUCGCCGGACGUGCGUUAUAUCCAGGAACGGGUUUUCAGGAAAUAUGCGCCGCGGCAGCCCGCAAUCUCUCACUUGCUCCCGCCUUGGUACGAGAAUCAACGAUCGAUGCACCUUUAGUGGUGGGCACGCAGGAGACGACGACUUUUCGGACGACGAUUCAGUGUCGCACAGGUGUCACGCGCGUCACAUCGUCUUCGGAUUCGACCUAUAUGCGAUGCAUUACUCAGCGUGAUCAUGCCGCACUGACAUAUUUGAGAGCUCCCGAACGUCAUGGCGGCUUCAGGCAGAGCAUGAACGACAUUUCAAUGGCAUGUGCAUUCAUUCCUGCGCGCGGCGCACACGUCGGCUAUGGAGUACAUCCAGCCGCAUUGGAUUCUGCGCUACAACUUGGAGCGGCUGUGAAUACCUCGAGUAAUAAGCUCAAAGUUCCGGUCGGCGCGUGGGCGUACAAAUCGUCGAAGUGCUCCUCAACAUUGAUGUUUGCGUCGGUUUGUGGGCUUAACCACUCCCUCAGCGGUGCGAGUGUCGUCGGUUUACGACUGAAGGAGAUGCGUCGCAUUAGUACUGUGAAAACUGAGCGCUCGAGUGAUGCCGUUUUGAAACACGUGUACGAAUCGCUAUGGUUCGUCACAAAAACUGCACGAAGACGUACAUUUGUUUCGAAAAGCAGGCACAUACAUAAUCAUUCACGACCGCACGACGCAGUGUGCACAGCGACACAAAGUCUGCAGAACAGCAUGUUCAGUUCCUCGCUCGCAUUCGAGGCCACACGUGAUCGCACAGUCGAGGCCACGCGGGCAGCGUUCGGCACAGCGGCGCAAGAGAAUCGUGCCAUUAAGUUUGAUUCAUCGUGUCACCUACCCAUGGACUCUACUUUUAUAGAACGAGCUCUCGAUUGCACGGAUCGCGCGGAAGGUGCGUGCAAAGAGUGCGUUGUCGAGUCCCUCGCGAUGUACGAGGCGCGUCUUCGUCACAUUAGAGCAACCGAAUCGGGUCGAAUCAGAAACGAGCAUACUCGAUCGAAAUUCCUUUGCCACGGCAGAGUUACUGGCUCAAUUGACAACUUUCUGUUCAUCACUGGUGGGCUGGGGGCCAUUGGAAUGGUCACUGCCCGCGCGUUCGAACGCAAGGAGUGGAAAUUAGCACUUCUGUCACGCAGUGGCAGAUGUCGACUUUUCGGCGAACGAACGGGAAAACUGGUUGUAUCUAUAAAGUGCGAUGUGUCUUGCGCCGAGAGUAGAGCCACGAAUUCCUUACGAACUCGGUACUUCUUCGAUAAUACGUUGGAACACAUGUUUCACGCCGCCGGGGCUCUUGCCGAUGCUUUGGUCAGCAAACAAACGGCUGGCUCCAUCUUUAUCACCACAGGGGCAAAAAAACUCGCUCAAAGCGUUCGCAUGAUCGACGCGACGCGUUUGCUCCUGUUUUGCUCGUCUCUUGCCGCAUUGACGGGAAAUCCCGGGCAGAUGAACUACUCGGCUGCGAAUGCCAUGCUCGAUGCCGACGCCAGAGACUCGCGUCGAUCCGGUAUGCCGAAAGUAAGUAUCCAAUGGGGUGGAUGGGCAGAGGUGGGCAUGGCGGCGCGCGACCCCUCGAUAGUGCAGCGCCUCGAGCGCAUUGGCGCCGCAGCUCUGGAUCCGAGAAGCGGUGUCGAAAUUAUCGCGAGCAUGUUUCGAGCUGACUUGCUGUGCGAUUGGUCAGUCAGCCGAUUCGAUUGGACUCGUAUCGCGAAGACGCUUCCGGCGUUCGGUGUGUUCAGAGAUAUGGUUGGUGCAAACGCGCCUUCACUACACACAGUUGGUGGCGUUAAAACAGAUGGUUCAGAAUCAAGAAGCAUGAGCACGCAAGACGUUGAAUCCAAAAUCUCGACAGUUGUGCGCACGCUCACAGGUGAACACGUCUCUGCAGAAACUCCCCUCAUGGAGGCUGGUCUCGACUCGCAAGCGGCGGGAGAGCUGGUGAACGCGUUGGAGAUUGAGUUCCCAGGUACGGAAGUGCCCGCGACUGUCGUCUUCGAUUAUCCAACAGUCUCGGCACUCGCAUCUUACAUAGCGGACGUUUCCGGCGUGAGCGAUGCGCGAGCGUUGAUGAAACUCGAUGAUGGCACGACGACACGCCAUUCUGAUGUUGUCGCGAAUAUAUCGAGUGCCGACUUGCUCUUACCAUCCAAUAGCGGUGAUGCGAUCACUUGCGUACCUUACAUGCGAUGGGAUAAUACGUGGUUUAGGGAGAGAGAAAAGUCGCUACUGCCAUCCUUCAGUGGGUUUUUGAUCAAUUAUGAGCUUUUCGACUCAAAUAUGUUUGGUAUUUCGAGCAGCGAGGCAUUCUUGAUGGAUGUUCAACAAAGAUCGAUUCUUGAGGGGGUCGUUGCGACGAGGAUCGCUCGGAAUGUGAUGGUUGACGAUGCCCUCGAUGAUAACGCCACCGGCGUGUACUGCGCUAUAUCGUCGAUGCAGUAUCACGUCGAGAUCGUGAACUAUUACCUUCCGAAUAAUGCGUCCCCGUUCGUCGCGACUGGUAACACACUGAGCGUUGCCGCGGGCAGAGUAUCUUUCUUAUUUUGUUUGCGAGGUCCAUGUUUCUCUUUAGACACUGCCUGCUCGUCAAGCAUCGUCGCCACACAUCUCACGAUGGAAGGUUUACGACAAGGAGAUUGUUCUUCGGCUCACAUAUGCGGAGUGAUCACAAUCUUAGGUCCAGCCGUCACGGCCAUCUUCAACGCAUCUGGGAUGCUUGCCCCGGACGGUAGAUGCAAAACCUGCGAUGUAGCGGCGAAUGGAUACGUGAGAGGUGAAGCGAGAGGUGUGUUUUUGGUCGACGCCUUUGACAUUGACUCCAUGAAUCAGUCUGGCGUUGCAAUCAUCGGAAGUGCGAUCAAUCAAGACGGUCGAUCAAGCUCACUCACCGCUCCAAAUGGCCCAUCACAGCAGGCCGUGAUGAAGGCAGCGCUGUGUAACUCUGAAAUCACUGGAAGAGACCUGCAGAAACUGCAACUACACGGAACAGGUACCCCUCUCGGCGAUCCGAUCGAAGUCGGCGCCACUGUUGCGGUCUUACAGCGCCCUCAAGGAGAUCCUCUAUCGUUAGAAGCGAUAAAAUCGCACGUCUGUCACACCGAGACGGCAAGUGGAAUGGUCGCACUCAUGCAGCCGCUGGUUUCGCUUGUCCAGAGCACAGUGGAACAAGUCUUACAUCUACGAUGGGUCAAUCCACAUGUCGAGUCAAUCGUAGGCAGAAACGCAACCCACGUCAGCUUGCCAAGACAAAACUUGGCUCGAAACACGAAGAUGUGCGGUAUUAGUUCUUUCGCCUUCCAGGGUACAAAUGCAAACUCAAUUCAACGCGUAGUAAUACGGCAAAGUGAGAUGAGACAUCCGGUGACUUCAUUGGUGUUCACAAAAGAUAGGUUCUACCCUUGUCCGUUGCUUCAUCCGCAUUUGAACUCAUUUUCGAGAACUUUCAAGCGAGGCGAUGCGCUGCGGUUUGUUGCCGUAGUUGACGUGAAAUCACACUCCCAUCUGCUUGACCACCGCGUACUCGAUAGGGCUCUCUAUCCCGGCGCGGCCUUCCAAGAACUUGCCUCUGGAGCUGUACGAAUGUUCGACGCAAGGAAUGUCUUGAUUACGAAUUCAAGUGUCCCGGCGCCGCUAUACCUGUCAGCAACCAGGAGCACGAUGUUUGAAGUCGAGUUACGCGCGCCAAGCGGACAAUUGAACGUUUUUAGCGGGGUCGUGACGUUCAUGCGCGCACGAGCGAGCACACAAGUGCAAACAUGCGUGAAAGACUCAAUUCUAUUACGCUCCACAUGCAAAAGAGUCGUGUCGAAGACAACGACCGAUCCAGGGCGAGCGUUCGGGAGAGUGAGAUCGUCAUGGGCGGAGUGGCACGACGAUUACUUUGUCGAUCCAUCAUGCUUGGACAAUGCGCUUCACCUCGGCGCGGUUAUGAACGCCGGCUCUCGUGAAGUAAAGGUCCCGGUCGGCGUGCGAGCGUACGCUGCGCAAAUCAUACCUUCUGAACAGCGUAUACUUCGAGCCAGUGCGUGCAAUGAGCGCUCAAACUACUCACUUGAGCGCGCACACGUUGUCGGCCUUGAAGUAAGAUCCAUGCGGCGCGCUCACGCGCCGGUGACAAACCACAAAAAGAUGACAUACUCUCUUAACUGGUUCGCUUCACACCCUUGCGUGUCGGAAAGUGUCACAAAACCUGGUCACUCACCAACGUCGCUGGAAUCAUCAGUGAGUGAGGAAGUUUCGACUGCGAUGUGCGCUGCCCAACAAAUCAACUCGACGACUGUUUCCGGAGUCAAAGUUUCCACCACGCGCGAAGAAAAUAACGACGCCGUGCACGGACUCUUGAGGACAUUCGGACAAGAGGCGAGACACAUACGUGCGGAAGGUGUUCGGUUUGAUAGCUCGCGAACGCAUCACGUAGCUGCGGACACAACUGUGGAGUUUGCCGGCGAAUCUCAUGAACUCGUGGUCACCGCUAACUACGUCUACGAAUCUCGCAUCGGUAACACGCGAUGCAAGGCGCCGGUAUUGCGCUCACAACGAGUCGAGAACGCUUUGGCUGGUUCCCCCUUUCUGGUAAAGAGGGUUCUGAUCACAGGCGGUCUUGGUGCGAUCGGGUACGAUUACGCCAAGUGUCGAAAUGCGUCCAGUGUAUUCGAUGCGAGAAUCCUUCUAACUAGUCGCAGUGGGCGCAGUAGUCAGUUAGACGCGACACCAUUCACGUCUUUACGCGCCAUCAACUGUGACGCCAGGUUUCGUGAGGAUGCCCAUCCGUUGGCGCCUUGCGAACUAGAUGAAAUUUUGCACACCGCCGGGGUUUUGUACGACAUGUCCAUACGAAGACAAACCGCCUCAUCGGUGCGACUCGUCGUCGGUGCCAAGGUCAACACGUGGCUGAACAUCAAACAGCGCAUAAGUGACUCACCAACGCAGAGGACCGUGUACUGUUCGUCGAUUGCCGCGCUCUCUGGGUCGAGUGGACAAUCCAAUUAUGCCGCCGCGAACGCGUGGCUCGACUCCAUCGCCAUUUUCAGUCGACUUCGGGGUGAAUCCUCAAGCUCCAUUCAGUGGGGAGCUUGGUCUAAUACUGGAAUGGCCGACGCGAAAGUUCUAGCGAAAGUCGAUUCCAUGGGCUUGGGAAUCGUCACCCCCGAGCUCGGCAUGAAAACGAUUGAACAGGUUAUGUCUCAGCACGCAAUUUUGAACGUCGUCGCGACACCGUACGACUUCGACAAGUUUGUCGAUGCCGUGCCAGUCAUUCCGAGGAUCUUCCGCGACGUCGCCGUGAAGAAGCGUAGGAGCGCUGCGAAGAAAACCUCCAAAAAGUUCGGCAAGGUCACGGUUCGAUCAGCGUCGGAAAUCACGAUGAAAAUACAGAGCAUCGCGACGGAUGUCAUCGGUCGGGACAUAAGUGCCGUCGAGCCACUCAUGGAUGCCGGACUUGAUUCACUCAGCGGACAAGAGAUGAAGCAGCAAAUCGAGGAUGAAUAUAACAUCGAGCUCAGCCCAACCGCCGCGUUUGAUUACCCGACAGUCAGCGCGCUAGCCAAUUUCGUGGCCGGCGAGUUGGGAGGCGAACAGAAGGACGCAUCGACGGAAGAAACCGGACCAAAAGUCUCCAUUGCCGAUGUUCAGGCACGAGUUCUAAGAAUAACGAGCGGCGUCAUAGGCAGAGAUGUCGAUCCACGUGAACCGCUCAUGGAUGCCGGACUUGAUUCACUUUCUGGACAAGAGAUGAAACAGCAGAUUGAGGAUGAAUUCGAUGUUGAGCUCAGCGCCACCGCCGCGUUUGAUUACCCGACGGUGCACGAUUUAGCGAACUUUGUCGCCGACGAGAUCGGAGCGACGGCAAUUACGACGACUCUUGCGCCCUCGUCACGAGCUUUCAUUGAACAGACUCAGGGGCUCGCCGUCGUGAGAGGACUCGACAUUGUCGCGCCGAGCCCACCCGAGGCUGAUGCCGUCCGACGCAUCCCUUACCAACGUUGGGAUCAUAAUCGCUACCAAGAAGUCGUUCAAAAAUGGCACGGAGAGUUCCUCACGAUGAGCGGCUACAACCUCCACGUCUGUGGAUUCUCGGGGAUGAUGGAUCGUUACUAUCGAUUUGAUUCCUCCCUCUUCGGUAUAUCCGCACUAGAGGCGGGAUAUAUGGACGUUCAGCAAAGAUCUCUUUUAGAGGGUACGGUGAAAGCCACCUCGGCGAUUAUCCGCACAUCCGUAGAAGAUACGCUUGAUGGAUCAGUGUCAACGGGUGUCUACGUCGGCAUUGCUUCGUGUGAUUACGCAGACGAAGUGAUACGAAGGUAUAAGCCCAGUCUGCAUCCAUACCUGGUCACUGGAACUUCUCUGAACGUCGCUUCAGGGAGGAUUUCAUUCGUUUAUAAUUUCCGCGGGCCGUCCAUUUCUAUCGAUACAGCGUGCUCGAGCUCUAUCGUGACGACUCACGUCGCUUUCAAAGGAAUGCGCGCGAGAGAGAUCAAUCGCACAUUAUCGUGCGGCGUUCAAGUGAUCCUGAGUGAACACCUCGUCGGUGUGUUCCAUUCUUCCGGAAUGCUCGCCGCUGAUGGUAGAUGUAAGACUUUAGACGUAAAUGCGGAUGGAUACGUGCGCGCAGAGGCGCGUGGUGUGCUCUUACUCGAGAUGAAAGAUGGUGAAAAAUCGGCGAGCGUCGUCAUCGCGGGUACGGCGGUGAAUCAAGAUGGCCGUUCCUCCUCGCUCACUGCUCCUAACGGGCCUUCGCAAAAAACAGUGAUUCGGACCGCUCUCACCGUUUCCGAUGCGCAGGGGAGAGAUGUUGACGCGUUGCAGAUGCACGGUACGGGGACAUCUCUCGGUGAUCCAAUCGAAGUCGGCGCCGCUUUCGACGUCCUAGCACGCGCAGAUAGUGACCGUCCACCGACGUUCGAGUCAAUAAAAAGCCACCUCGGGCACUCAGAAACAGCCGCGGGCAUCGUAUCAAUCAUCCAAGAGACGAAUAAGUUGGUGCAGUCGUCUUCAUCAUUGAUUUUCCACAUGAGACUGUUGAACCCGCAUUUGCAAGGAUUAUUUUCAUCAUCCGUGAAAUCAACGACGACGAGAAUUCGAGUGCCGAGAGGGUGCGCCGCGCGCCGUGCGUCACUCGCGAGCGUCUCUGGAUUCGCAUUCCAGGGUACGAAUGGAAACGUCGUGCUGAGGAGAUCGCGCGAGAAUUGCUCACGCGGAUGUUCACAAGUUUCAUUUUCUCGCGAACGUUUUUGGCCCCUGUCAGAGAUGCAUCCAAAUAUUGUCGAGUUCCAAGGUUCUCACGGCGCCAUGUUACAUUUUACCGCUUGCUUCGAUCCGCGCUUACACACUUGCGCUCUAGAGUGUGAAACAAAGGCGAGAGAAGCGAUCGUCUCCAGCGCCACGUGUCUAGAGCUCGCGUGGGGGACUUCGAGACUCUUCUCUCGCGAUUCCGUGGCGUGCGAGAGUGCCGUUCUAGCACCGGUAGCGCUGCUCACUCAAACUGCGACGCAUUUCGCCAUCCUCAUCGACAGUCGGUCAGGUGGAGUUCAAGUGAAGGACCGUUGUGAAGACCGGGAGGUAAAACUGAUGUGCCGGCUUCAUCGUCGACAUUUCUCUCCCGCGCACUCCGACGCGCGUCAGUACUCGUGGGUUCCUUUACAACCGCGCGCUCGUGUGCACAACACGUCUCGAGCUCGCGUGCGAGAGAUAGCAAAACAGAGCUAUCUAGAGUAUUUCAUCGAUCCCCAAAGCCUGGAAAGCGCCUUUUCCGUGCGAGCGGCGACGAGUGACGCCGGCGUGUUGAGAGCGUGCGCCAGAUUUUGGUUCGAGCGACCCGUCGGCGAGGGAGACGUCGUCGUCGCGACGAGCGCUGAUGAUUUCAAAGUUGGACCUGUGCGCGCUACCGGUACCGUGUUUAAACACACGUUCGAUAAAGUGUACCGAACGGCGUCGGUAUCGAUGAAAAGUGGUACGCGAGAGCCAUCGCACGGGCAGCCGCCGCGCGCGCCGCCGCCGGAAUCGCGAGAAACGAUACGGCGCACGAUUCGAGCGCACUGCGCCCGAAUAAUCGGUGUCGAUACCAUCUCGGGACACGAAACGCUCACAGAUCUCGGCAUGGACUCUCUCACCGCUUCGGAGCUGCGAGCGGCUAUCCAAACCAACUUUGGUCUCGCGCUUCCCGUCGCCGCCGCGUACGAGUGUCCGACCGCCGACGCGCUCGCGGAAUACGUCGCGCGCGCGUCGAAGAAACCCCGAGAACCCAUCGGCAUCGCGACGACACCGUCGUCCAUCGAUCGUUCUGUGCGCGCACGCGCGCGCGCGGUCGUCAUCGCCAUCCUCGCCGUCGUCGUCGCCGUCGCCGUCGUCGUCGCCGUCCGCCUCGCCUGGGCCAUCCUCCAAAACCGCUGA
This is a messenger RNA of Ostreococcus tauri, 14382 nucleotides long. RefSeq names its product Polyketide synthase, KR. Gene Ontology annotation, biological process: fatty acid biosynthetic process. Bases 1 to 14382 code for a protein of 4793 amino acids. The record is from RefSeq and is a predicted model, not a curated record. NCBI's taxonomy places the organism in Eukaryota, Viridiplantae, Chlorophyta, Mamiellophyceae, Mamiellales, Bathycoccaceae. Gene Ontology annotation, molecular function: phosphopantetheine binding; fatty acid synthase activity. The transcript has a single exon.